GCUGGACCAAAGCUGCAGAGAGGAGUCACAACUCUGGCGACACCUGCAAACAAACUCCUAACCAACAGACUCUCACCCGGAGCGAAGAUACACGUGAAGGCAGCUGAGACAAACUUGAAUGCGGAAUAAGGCUGUGGAAAGGAGAAGCAAGCCACGGAGAAACUUUAUUGAAAGAGAACAACAAGUCGUGUGAAUUGAGUUUACGGCACAGGACCGAGAGCUGAGAGAGAGAGAGAGAGAGAGACGACAACAGGCAUCUGGUGGAUGGAGAGAAAAUGGAGGUGGACAGAAGAGAGGUGCCUCUAUAUGGACAGGUGGAGGCGAAUGUGAGGUUACAAGCCAACGCUCCCGAAGACGCAGAGUUUUAUGUCGUUUUACAAGGCUCUAGCCUUACACAUGUGACUGCAGCAAAAAGAGGAGAUGAUGGGCUGACUCUUUGCUUCACAGUUCCCGGCCAUUCCCUUGUGGAAGUUGUCUCUGUCACAUCCUACUUUUACGCAGAGGACCAAGUCAAGCCAUGCGAGGGUGAAGCAUCUCUUGAAUACCUCAGAGACGUUGCCCAGGAGGCAGCAGAAUACCUGAGUGCAAAUAGGGACCAGCUUGGCCCCCAGAGCUACCUAGAAGUCCUGAAGAGGUUUUCCGCGUUGGUGCCGGGAGCUGAUGAGGAGCUCUUCGCUGCAGGCCUGGACUGCAAUGAGGAGGAUGUGCGGCUCAGACAAAGUUCAGGUGAUGAAGCAGGUUUCAGGCAGCUGGACGAGAAGAUCACGCAGGCUAUGGCCAACAUGGAUUACCCUAAGCAGUGGAAAAAUGCCGGCAGUCAGCCGAGAGAAGCUGAUGAGCUUCAGCCCAGAGAAACCCUCCUUCACCUUGCAGUGCGUUUGGGUUUGGUUCAUCUCUCCCGUUUCUUAAUCCACCAACCAAGAGGUCAACGGGCAUUGACCUUACCCAAUCAGGAGGGAGACGCGCCUCUCCAGUUGGCUCAGAAGGACGGACAGCAUGCCAUGUUCAGGGUGCUGGCAGCUCCUCCAGGUCCUGUUGACGGCCCUGUUCCAGGUGUGUGGUGUGUGUGGUCCGACAGCUCCUGCAUGCUGAGGUUUUGUCCCGGGAUGGACUCCCUGAGCUUGACUGUGCGACAGACACCUGGCAGCCGCCCUCAGGACGGCAUCUUGAUCCUCCGAGACAGACGGGGAGACCACAGCAUCCUCCAACUGAUCAAUGUGCUCAAAGCUGACAGUGAGGCAGACAAGAGAGGCAAAGAGGAAUUCCUUCCUAGUGAUGGAGGAAUAAGCACGGAGCUCCGAGUGGAAGAGCCCGCACUGGUGGACAAUGUUUUUGAAGAACAACUUGUUCUUUCUUUGGAUGAUGACGAUGAAGAAGAGUACCCAUCCUCUUUAUCCGUAAAUGGGCAUCCCAUGCAGUCUGGUGGAGUCCAGAGCCAGUCGCCGCAGCGUGCUACAGACCCUCUGCUCUCCAUGAUCAACAGCAGCGAUCAGACCUUCACACAUCAGACACAGGAAGAAGAUGACGACAUCAAGUGUAGCGUCCGUGAAGUGACCAGGGACAGCACAGGGACAGACAGCGGGUUAUGGGACGCGGUGGAGUCAGACGAUCUCCUGCUGCUAGCCACUGACACUCCUCCUCCCUAUUCAGACGAUUUCUACACUGCCUCUAUACCCUGCUCUCCCCCACUCUCACCCGCUGGCCAGGCACUCGCCAGGCUGAGCCGCCCCGCCUCCUCUGAGCCGACCGAUGCGAGAGAAAGUCCGCCCAUGGACACCUGCGACCUCAGUCUGGUGGCUCUGGAAGUGGACAGUGAAGAGGACAGCCCUGAGCCAAAGUCUCCGCUUUCCCCGCUCUCGUCAGAUGUUGAGAAAAGUGAAGACAAAAGGGAAAUCCUUCGUCCCUCCCCUGACCUCACGUGCACUCGCAGCCAAUCUGCCUCAGCAUGUGAACCCGCCACAAAAGAAUUGGGUGACCAGGGGAUUCGGCUGCGUUCGUAUUCCUACUCUUCCCCCAAAAUCAGCUUCCGUCCUGCUCGUUUUCCCCGGGACAACAGCACAUCAGAUAUCAGCCCUGAUGCCGUACUCCACAAUGUCAGCCACAGCCGAUCUCUCCUUCAGGCCCUCUCUCUGUCUAAAUCUCUGUCUCUUCUCCACCCUGGUAAGCAAAGAGCAUCCAGUAUAUCAGAGCAGUCCCAUGAAAACAGAAUUGAAGAGGAGGAGUUGGAUAAAUACAACAUCCCGACAAAGGUGGAGUCAGAGAAGUACAAAGUCAUUCGCACCUUCAGUUUUCUCAAGAGCAGGAUGUCCAGCACGCGCAACAAGACCAAGGCAAAGGGGAAGGACAGAGAGGCCAAGGAUAGGCAGUUGAAUGGACAUCGGUUUAACACAGGGUCCUGUUUGGGCCCCACUGUGUGCGUGGUGUGUGAGAAACCGGCAUCUGGAAAAGACCUGCUGCAUUGCUCCAGUUGCACUACUAUCGUCCAUAAGGGCUGUCAGGAAUCUGUCCCCCCAUGUUUGAAAAAACUUCAGGAUAAAUAUGCCGUUACCAUGGUGAAAACCAGGACAGCAUCCCUCCCACAGAAUUUCACAGUGAGAGACAGUCCUCCUCAGUGUGUUGUCCCCAUCUCUACCUCUCUACCGCUCAUGAAAGACCCUGCGACCCAGCCGUGCCUACUCUCUGGGGCUUUCCCAAACAGUGACAGUCAGCUCAGUGAGAGUUCAGAGAAAGAGUCUGAUGCCUGGAAGGUGACCAGCCGAUCAGAAGAGCUCCUGCCGACUCCAGUGUCCUCAACUUCCACUGACUCAUCCUUCGGAGAAGACUGCGUGGACGCGUGCAUCCACAGUGACAUCUCGGCCGAUGCUGUGGAUUACGAGGCUGAGUCGUGGAGUCUGACUGUGGAGCACAAGUUCUGCAAGAAGCAGGACAAACGAGCCGUCAAGAGGCAGGAUGUUAUCUAUGAGCUGAUGCAGACCGAGCUUCACCACCUACAGACGCUAAACAUCAUGGCCGAGGUUUUCCGGCGAGGCAUGAGGGAGGAAGUGCAGCUAGAUGCAGAAGCGGUGGAGCGGGUCUUCCCCUGUCUGGACCAGCUGCUUCUCUUCCACCACGCCUUCUUCGUCGCCAUGAAAGAUCGGCGACACAGCUCCGCCCAACCCCAGGGACACAGCAAUUACCUCAUCCAGCGAAUAGGAGACGUCUUGCUCCAACAGUUUUCAGAUGAGAAUAGCGAGAAAAUGAAGCAGGUGUACGGAGAGUUCUGCAGUCGCCACAACGAAGCGGUCAGCUUUUUCAAAGAGCUCCAGCAGCAUAACAAGAGAUUUCAGAACUUUGUUAAGCAACAAGGUAAUAAUUCUUUGGUGAGACGGAGGGAGAUCCCAGAGUGCAUCUUGCUGGUAACCCAAAGGAUUACCAAGUACCCAGUGCUCUUGGAGAGGAUCCUAAAAUAUACUCAAGAGGAAACCGAGGAGCAUGCAGACCUUUCGAAAGCACUGGCUCAGAUUCGAGAGGUGAUAGCAGCCGUGGACCUCAGCGUCAGCGAAUACGAGCGGCAUCAGAGGUUACAGGAAGUGUGGAACCGCAUGGAGAACCGCAGCGCAGCCAAGCUGAAGAACGGCCAUACCUUCCGCAAGCAGGACAUGAUGGGGCCGGGACAAACGCUCAAACACCAGGGCCUGCUUCUGUGGAAGACUGCCACCGGUCGACUCAAAGAUGUCCUGGCUCUCCUUCUCACAGAUGCACUCAUCUUUCUGCAAGAAAAAGACCAGAAGUUUACCUUUGCCACAGUGGAUCAGAAGCCUCCAGUCAUCGCACUGCAGAAGUUAAUAGUGCGAGAAGUAGCAAACGAAGAGAGGGGGAUGUUUUUGAUCAGCGCGUCAGCCGCCGGGCCAGAAAUGUACGAGGUCCACACAUCAUCCAAAGAGGAACGGAACACCUGGAUGAGGCUCAUUAGAGAGGCUGUAGAGAGCUGUCCGGAGGAAGAAGAAGAAUACACAAGUGAAUCUGAAGAGGAGAAGCGAGCUGCCGAGGCGCGCAUUCAGAAGAUCAAUAAGCUACAAGAGAAUCUGCUGAGCCAGGACCAGCGGAUCUGCUCCAGCCUGGAGGAGAAGCUGCAGGUCUACGCAGAGCUCGCUGCUCUGAGUGGGAGGAACGAAGCCUCGCUGGUCCAACCGCGACUGCUCGUCCAGCCGCACUCCGAGGAGCUGCCCCAGGCUGCCGUGUUGCUGGCUGCAGCUGUGCAAGAGGCUGAGAACCUGAAAGCCACGCUGUCAUCCAAGGCCUGUUCUCCACCGAGCCCCAGCCCGGACUCUGACACCGACUCUGUGUUUCCUGUCAGCCCUGCUACGCUUGUAGAGCCCCCCUCAUACUGGCUCUCAGACACGAAUGACAUCGACUUCAAGGUUGCUCAAAGUGUCCAAAGCCUGACCAAGUUACUCUACAGUGUGCAGGCCGCAGUGACCAUCCAGGACAGCUGCUAUGAGGUCCAGAGGCUGCUCCUCCAAGAGACUGGGCGUCCUUCCCCCCGCGCCCAGCGGCCGCACCUUCCGAGCAUCCGGGGCAACACCCUACAAGAACAGGAGAAGCAGCGUAACCUGGAGAAGCGGAAGGAGGAGGUGGCGGCGGCUCAGCGGCUCCAGAACCGACUGCGCCAAGAGAAGGAGCGCUGGGAGAGGGAGUGCCAGGCCAGGGAGAGCCAGCAGGGGCAGCAGGAGAGCAGGCUGGAGGAGAGGGAGAGGCAGUGCCACCUGGAGACGGAGAGGCUGAGGCGCGAGAGGGACGAGUUGGACGAGCAGCUGGAGGAGUACCAGCAGAGCCUGGAGCGGCUCAGGGAGGGCCAGAGAAACGUGGAGAGGGAGCGCGAGCGUCUGGAGAGCCAGCAAAAGCUGCUCCAGACCUGGAGACACAGCCGGCAGAGUAGUCUGCCCACUGUGAUUCCUCCCAUGGUCAUCCCUCUAGAUGGGCAGCAGGACUCGACACCAAGUCAGUCCAGAGACCACGCCGGUAACGGCUCCGUGUUUGUGAACGAGGCUGCGUUCGCCAACACCAGCGUCAACAAUCGCCACGUCCACCACAAACGAAAUGACCCCAACGCACACAAUUGUCUCAACACCCUGCUGGCAAGAUCCAACAGCAGACAUGUCUCCAUUGCUAAGGCUCCCCACAGACCACACUCCGACUCCCAGGGAUGGGUGAUGGGCACAGGAUACCUGUGCAGCCCUGCAGGGAGGCUGGGGCUGCAGCAAACACCCAGUGAUGACCGUCACAGCUACAUCAGUGAGACCUGGUCAUCAACGGCAAGUGGAGCUAACCCAUAUCCGGUGCUCCCACAUCCCAGUGACCCUCAGCUGGACCUCCGUGCACUGGUUUCCUUGGAGACUGAGAGCGGAGCGGAGGAGGGCAGUGAGGAAACCAUUGUGUACCUCUGAAUGUUGAUAGAUUUCAGACUCUAAACAGCCAACCCAGCACUUGGAAAAAAAAAAAUUUCAUGAAGCGUCAGAAUUGGAUCCAGGGUUUGCUUCAGAAAGCAUUUCUCUCUUUAACAGUCUUUUGUCAUGUUUUUCUUUUAUAUAUUUGAAAGAUUUUUGUGGUCUUUUUGUAAUUGUAAAUUUACUGGAAAUACGGAGAGAGACACAGACAUAAAGAAGGUUGUUUCAGA
Molecule: messenger RNA, 5656 nt
Organism: Perca flavescens (yellow perch)
Lineage: Eukaryota; Metazoa; Chordata; Actinopteri; Perciformes; Percidae
Gene: arhgef28a
Product: Rho guanine nucleotide exchange factor (GEF) 28a
Exons: 35
Coding region: 276-5426 (1716 amino acids)
Biological process (GO): regulation of Rho protein signal transduction
Molecular function (GO): guanyl-nucleotide exchange factor activity
Source: RefSeq, a predicted model, not a curated record